Messenger RNA from Arabidopsis thaliana (thale cress), 937 nucleotides. RefSeq lists its product as uncharacterized. NCBI's taxonomy places the organism in Eukaryota, Viridiplantae, Streptophyta, Magnoliopsida, Brassicales, Brassicaceae. The record is from RefSeq and is marked reviewed. The transcript has 2 exons. The coding region runs from base 192 to 839 and encodes 215 amino acids.
UGCUUGGGUUUUAUCAUCUUCGUCUCAAAUUUAAUUUUAAUGUGUGAGUGUGUGUAUAAAUACACAACAAGCCUAAACGUUCAUCUGUGAGUUUCAGAAUUUCGACCUCCAAAACCCUAAUUUUGGCGGACUUCUCUUAUCUCUUUUCGCAGGCGCAUUCAAGGUUAGAGAGAUUUGUUGUAUGUGUAAUUAUGGAAGGCGUCAAUGUGCUGACAAAAGAGGUUGAUGCUAAUGGAGUUCCACAUCCUUCCACCAAUGUUGAUUACCAUCUUAGCAUUCUUUUAGCUUCUCAUUUGAGUAAUCCAGAUCUCACCCCUCAGGAGAUUGCAGAUGCUUCGAGAUGUACUGCUGCCGCUGCUGCUAUUGCUGCUAAGGCCGCCAGAGCUACUGCAGAUGAGAAAGCCGCUGCUGCAGCAAAAGCCGUUGCUGCUGCUAAGACCGCUUUAGAUUUGAUUGCCUCCUUUCCUCCUAACCAGGGACUCGUACAAGACGCAUGUCUCCACAAGGACAAGAAGAUGAAGAAGAAGCAUGUUGCUGCUGACUUGUUGUUUUCCAAGGAUGAUGCAUUACCCUCCAAGUUGCAACUUGGAGGCGUCGUCAGUCAGGGCAUAGUUUCAAACUCUUCUUCGAGUUGUCAACAUAAGAACGACGACCAGUGUGCGGUUCCCACAUGCUCAAGAGAGAGGCUGAAUACAGAGCAUGCCGUUUCCAAGAGGGUGGAAUUCGAUGGCCUUGGCAUGGAGUUAGAUACCGAUAGACUGAACGAAUCUGUUAAUGGAGAAGGAGCAAAAGAAGAGAUUCAGGUGACUAGAAAAAGAGGGAGGCCAAAGUCCAAAUGAUUUGGCUUCUGCAGUUUUGAUUUAGUCUCUUUGUUGCGAAUAGCCGCAAAUGGUGUUUAUCAAACUUGAUUCUAAGAGUAUUUUUCUUAUUGGUUUUC